AUGAGGAAAGAGAUGGACGAAUUAAGGAGUGCUAUCAAAGAGAAGACGGACCGAAGCGUAGACAAAAUGAUAAGGGCUACGGAUUCACCAUUCACUGCGGCGGUACUUGAAUGCCCUGUACCGUCGAAGUUUCGCUUGCCUCAAUUGGAGCCAUUCGACGGACUCAAGGACCCACAUGAUCAUCUUAAUACCUUUAAGACGACUCUGGGUCUUCAGCAACCACCUGACGAGAUAUUGUGUCGUUCCUUUCCGACGACUCUCAAAGGAGCUGCAAGAGAAUGGUUUACUAAGUUGCCAAACUCGUCCAUAGACAAUUUCGAUCAGUUGAGUAGUGCCUUCUUGCGCCACUUCAUAGGGGGACAACGCCUAAGGAGGCCAGUAGAUUACUUACUCACCAUAAGACAGGGAGAGAAGGAGACGCUGAGGUCAUAUGUCAAGCGAUUCACCCGGGAAACUCUGGAAGUGGACGAAGCUGAUGACAAGGUGCAGCUGACGACCUUCAAAGCAGGGUUGAGAUCCAGAGACCUCGUGGCCUCUCUUGCAAAAAACCCUCCGAAGACGAUGGCGGAGAUGCUCCUGAAAGCACAAAAGUACAUGAACGCGGAGGAUGCUCUAGCUGCCAUAAAAGAUACUGAGAGGCCGGGAGACAAGUCCAAGAGGGAAGACGACCGUAGAGGGAAAAAGAGAGAUAGACCAGAACGUCGAAACAAUGACGGGAAUAGAAGGAAGGACAACAAAAAUCCUCGAACGGUAAAAUUUACUCCUUUGGCUAUGCCUGUUGACAAGAUUUUCACGCAGAUCAAGGAUGAGCAUUAUUUCAAAUGGCCCAGGCCAUUACACUCAUCCCCCAACGUACGUGACAAGAACAAGUAUUGCCGGUUCCAUAGAGACCACGGCCACAACACAAAAGAUUGCAGAGACCUGAAGGAGCAAAUAGAGGAAUUAAUACGGAAAGGAAAGUUACAGAAGUACGUAAAGAAAGGAGAAUAUAGCAAGUUCAGAGACGACAAUAGGAACCAACAUGAAUCCUUUACUCGGGAUGACGACCAUCCAUCCCAGCAUCCACGCAAGGUGAUCGGGGAGAUAAACACGAUCACAGGAGGACCCUUCUCAGGAGGAUCAUUUAGAUCACUCAAAAAAGCAUGCCAUAGACAGGUGAACAGCGUCCACACCAUGCCUCCAUCCAAGCACCGACGAACAUACCAAGACAUGUCCUUCAGUGAGGGAGACGCCAGGGGAGUAAAGCAGCCCCACAACGAUCCCCUGGUCAUAAUGCUGAAUAUAGAAGGGUUCAAUACCAGAAGAAUCCUUGUUGAUAACGGGAGCUCAACGGAUAUUAUCUACCUCCCAGCCUUCCAGCAGCUGAGAUUAGAUCCGAAAAGGUUUCGCCCUUUCGACUCCCCACUCGUCAGCUUCAGUGGAGACAGGGUCUACCCCAGGGAUAUAGUGACUCUGACGGUGACAGCAGGGACCUAUCCAUUGCAGUUGGCCAAGUAG
Quercus lobata is the source of this 1497-nucleotide messenger RNA. RefSeq lists its product as uncharacterized. The transcript has a single exon. The coding region runs from base 1 to 1497 and encodes 498 amino acids. NCBI's taxonomy places the organism in Eukaryota, Viridiplantae, Streptophyta, Magnoliopsida, Fagales, Fagaceae. The record is from RefSeq and is a predicted model, not a curated record.